Molecule: messenger RNA, 1802 nt
Organism: Stylophora pistillata
Lineage: Eukaryota; Metazoa; Cnidaria; Anthozoa; Scleractinia; Pocilloporidae
Source: RefSeq, a predicted model, not a curated record
UUCCAUCCGAUUGGUUUGGAACAGAAGGCCUCAUGGCUACCUUUGCUUUUUUUGGAAACUCGCGCUACUUCCGAGCUGAGUGCUUCAAACCAAAGGAAACGAUUACUUGAGCCUGUCAAAGCAAAAUAUAUAAAGAGGCACUUUGAACAGCAUUUUGAUCGAUUCAUCAGACGACUUAGCAAGGAAAUACUGCAGGAGCGCAGUCGAGGAUCUAUUACAUUUUCGCCUUCAACUGUAUUUGACGGGGUCAGCUAUAUUGUACAGCAGCAAGUAUGGACGGAGAAUUCAAGGUAACUUUGGUUAUAUUCAGUGGUGUCCCUAAUCCCGUUUGGUGGGUUCAUCCUCGUCAUGAGAAGUUCAAUGAAAUGAAAAAACUUCAUCAGGAAGCCCGAGAAAGAGGAAAAGCCCUUCGUCAAGAGCAUAUUCCUGCCACUCUCGGAUACAGGGGUUUCUUAGUACAUCACCCAGAAGACGAGCAUGCAGAGUUAAUUCUAGGCGAGGAGACGACUGCCUAUCAAAAGAUACUGCUUGACUCCAUGCCAGAAGGGAAGAUUCAUGACGCUUUGCACCCGAAGAUUCGACAGGCCAUCGAUUCAGGAGCGGUCUCUCCCAGCCAUUCAAGAGCGGUCUCUCCCAGGCAUGUCCGUUCGAUCCUACGCGACAAAAAAGAUGUUAUACAGCAUUAUGCACCUAUCUACAACCCUGGCAGGUGGAAUGAUGUCCAGCUAAUCCAGUGGAACAACAACUGCUACAACUACGCAAAUCAGAAAAUCACCAACAGCUUUGCUCAGCCCGGUAGAGCCAGCGGCAAUCCUAUCGUAGGUGGUAUAACGGCAGGCAAGACCUUACGCAGUGCUGAAAGUGAUGGUUUAUUGAAGAUGGAUGUGCCUAAUCAUGAUCCUGUGCCAACAGCACCAGCACAGCCCAACUGCUUGGUAGCACUGGUGGUUGCCCCAGGUGUGGAUUACCAUUGGUAUCGCUUGGAUGACACAGGAUUUUACUCAUAUAAGCCUGGAUCAACUCCUGCGACUGAUCUAGAUGGAGAUGGAAACAAGAUCACUGAUCCAAGAAAAGCUGCCAACGCGAAGCACGGUCCCGAUUACAAGUUUGUUUCUUUCAUGCAGAUCUAUACAAAUAUCAUUGAAUGAUGGUUGAAGGACACCAGCUUAGUUUGAUUAAGUAGCAGGGAAACAUUUGCCACACGUGAACGCUUGCACUAUGAAAAAUUUGAACCAAAAGUAUCGUUUUGAUUUAAGUCUACAAGAUUGAACAAAUUGACCUACUCUUCCUUUCAAUGAUUCAAAAAUGACGCGAUUGUAUAUUCGCUCUUUAUAAAUUCAACGUGCUUUAUCGUGAACAUUUGUCAUAGUUUCCUACUGAGGGUUAUUUCACAUGUCAGUAGUUUUUUAAAGUUCAUAGCAUAGACAGUCUCGACAGUUGAUUCACCUUGAUUAGUCACAUGCAUGUUCUUAAUGAUCAUUUUGCAAUUCAUAACGGAACAGCCAGUUAAUCUUAGUUGAUGGAUUUUUUCCGUCUCUGAGAUGUAUUGAGUGAAGCGAAGAUAGUGCUCAUGAGCCGAUAGGAAAAUCACAAUUUCCAUUCAUGGCUGCUACUUUGUCAGAUUUUAUGUUUUAUUAACAGUAACUGAAGUUGUUUAAGGAUAACAAACCAUGAAAAUAACGACGCUAAUCACGAUAGAAAAUUAAAAUAAGCUCGUAAGUGGCGGUUUCCAUAGUUGAAAUAAAAGAAACCUUGUCAGAUGAUUUGGUCAAAUAAACAGUUCUAAAUCAGUUUCAAAAUCA